AUGGCAGCUUCCAUACACGUGAAGUCGAAAGGAAAGUGGAAUCCCGUUAAACUUGACCCGAAACUGUUCACUGACAAGCAUUUUGGUGGGCUUAUUUGUGUAGAAGAACUGAAAGACUACGAAAUUGUAAAAAAAUAUUCGAAUCCGCAGGAAAUUGAAAAGUUGUCUGAUGGUAAAAGUAAAGCAGCUUUAACAGACAAAUCUAAGCGGAAACGAAAAGCAUCUAGUGUCCCCAGCAAAUGUGAUAAAAAGGUGAAAAGAGAUGAGAAAGUAGUCAAACCCCAAAUCAGUGAAACAGAACAAUGUGAUGAAAGUCAGAAAAAAGACCACAAGGUGUCAAGAAAGAAGAAAAAGUUGUUAAAAUGGAAAGAAAAAGCCCGCUUACGGAAAGAGGCGAAAAAUGCCCAUAUAGUAGAGGGACAAGUUUUGCCCAUGCCAUUAGAUGAAGAUGAAGAAAAAGAAAUGGAUAUAUCCACUGUCAGUGACAAGAGCAAGAAUAAUGGCAGAAGUAAACAAAGAAAUGCUCCUAUCUCUAAAUUAAAAACAGGCAAGCAGAAAAAGGCGUGGAAAAAAGUAGAAAACGCUGACAAAUCUGGAAAUGUUACCUCUGAGAAUAUAAUGACAAAAUCAAAUCAUGGGAAGCAAACAGACAUGUCAGCCUGGUCAGAUCUGUAUGUCCCUCCCCCAGUACUCAGAGCUUUGACAGACCAAGGCUUCACCUGUCCCAUGCCUAUCCAGAGCUUAUCUUUACCAUCAGCCAUCAGGGAUAGGAUGGACAUCAUGGGGGCAGCACAGACGGGCAGUGGCAAGACGUUAGCAUUUGCCAUCCCAGUAAUACAUCAUAUUCUUGAAUACAAGGAGAGGAAGGCACAGAAGGCAGCAAGGGAGUUAACUCCAUCAGAGUUAAGUGAAGAGGAAGGGGAGGAGGCGUGGCGCAGUGAGGAGAUGGAUGAUACCAGUGAGAUGAUGUCAGAGGAUGAAGACAGUGAUAACAGUGGUAAUGAAGUGGAUGAGGAGAACAGUGAUGAUGAUGAAGAUGAAGUGCCUCCCUUCCCAGGUGAGGAGGAGGAUGAUGAAGAAGGAGACUUUGACAAUCCUCCUAAUGAAGAAGAUAUUGGAGACUUUGAGGAGAAUGGCACUGGGUUGGUCAAGGUGUUAAAUGACGUUGAAUUUGAUUGGCCAGAAGUGACCAGUGAGAAAAAGCGUAUGACAGGUGAACUAUUAUGUUUAGUGCUUACUCCAACAAGAGAGCUGGCAGUUCAAGUGAAGAACCACAUAGAAGCUGUGGCCAUAUACACAGAUAUCAAGCUCAUGUCUGAUACCUGACCUUCAGGUUGGUUUGGUUGUGGAGGAAUGGCUCCCCAGAAGCAGAAGCGACUGUUAAAAAGAUGUCCGGAGAUUGUGGUGGCCACACCGGGACGACUCUGGGAGCUAAUCGAAGAGGGGGAUUCCUACCUGACGGAUGUAGAAGAUAUUAAGUUCCUGGUGAUAGAUGAAGCUGACAGAAUGGUGGAGAAGGGACAUUUUGAGGAGUUGUCCACAUUGCUGGAGAGAAUCAAUGCGAAUGAAGAAAACAAGAAACAUAGACAGACGUUUGUAUUUUCUGCAACAUUAACUGUAGUACAUUCAGGUCCACAGCGUUUUACUAAACAGAAAAAGAUGCCCCUAACCACUGAUUUGAAGCUGGAGAAGCUGAUGGCAAAGGUUGGUAUGAAGGAUCGGCCAAAGGUGAUAGAUCUUACUGGGAGGGUAGGGACGGCUGACACCCUGACAGAGGCCAAAAUACACUGUGCUACAGGCGAAAAGGACAGUUACCUGUAUUACUUAACGAGACAGUAUCCAGGUAGGACCCUGGUGUUCGCUAAUAGUAAGGACUGCAUCCGAAGAUUGUCUUCAGUAUUCAGUUUACUGAAGAGAAAUCCUCUAACUCUCCAUGCUGACAUGCAUCAAAAACAGAGGCUGAAGAAUCUGGAGAGGUUUACAGGUGAUGACAAAGGCCUGUUGCUGGCUACAGACGUUGCUGCUAGAGGCCUGGAUAUUCCUAAUGUACAGCAUGUGAUCCAUUACCAGGUGCCCAGAACCACAGAGAACUAUGUGCACAGAAGUGGCCGGACAGCCAGGGCUUACAAAGAAGGGCUUAGUGUCAUGCUUGUGGGACCAGAAGACUUGAAAAAUUACAAGAAGAUUAUUUACACUCUCAACAAAAAUGAAGAUUUGCCCCUGUUCCCUGUGGAAUAUCAGUAUUUUAAUGAAUUACACCUCAGGGUUAGUCUGGCCCGACAAAUUGACUCUCAGGAACACAGGUUUACUAAGCUAAAACAUCAGAACAACUGGUUCCAGAAAGCAGCACAGGAAGUGGAUGUGGAACUGGAUGAAGAGUUGCUUUUGAACGACCUUGGUGAUCAAAAACAACAGAUGGCUUUGAAAGGGAAGCUCAAAGCGAUGAAGGAGGAGCUAAAUUAUUUACUGAAGCAGCCUGUGUCCUCAUACAGCUUCUCUGGCAAAUAUCCCACGCGGACUGGAAAACUGGAACUUCCCAAAAGGCCAGAUACUGCAGAAGAUGCCAUCUCCUGUGUGAAGAAAGACAGAGCUUUUCAAACCAAAAUCCUGAGAAGUAACAAAGCCAAACCCCCCAAGCCAAAACAAAAGCAAUUUUGGAAAAAGAAAAAACAGAACAAAAGUUGAAGAAGCUUGAC
This is a messenger RNA of Liolophura sinensis, 2696 nucleotides long. Its product is annotated as ATP-dependent RNA helicase DDX24-like. Gene Ontology annotation, molecular function: ATP binding; RNA helicase activity; nucleic acid binding. The transcript is spliced from 17 exons. The record is from RefSeq and is a predicted model, not a curated record. NCBI's taxonomy places the organism in Eukaryota, Metazoa, Mollusca, Polyplacophora, Chitonida, Chitonidae.